GUUUUGACCUAAACUAAAGUCCUCCAGGCUCCAACGCUCCAGGGUCCAGCCCUCUUGCUCACGUCGUCCUUCUCGGUUCGCUCUCUCUUCCUUUCUCUCAGCCUCAGGUCUCUCGCCAUAUCCCUCUCAUCAGUCUCAGAUCCUCUCUCUGUCCGCUGGAAGAGGAUAUAGAUUUUCCAUAUUUCAAUACUGCUUUUGAUUGGAACUUCCAUUAAUUACCUUCACUGAUGCUCCGACGAAGAUCUUUAGGGUAACAGCAGCUUCAAACCGCUUUCUUUGUUCCUUUGCAGCGAGAUUCUAAGAAUUUUAUUCUCAUUAAGUGAGAAUUUGUGAGUAUAGUGAAACACCAGAAUGUUUUGAAGGAGCCAGCAUGGAAGAUCACUAUUCUGUUAGUAGUCCUAGAAGAAUCCUUAGUUUUUCAAAGAGAAGGAGGGCAACUGUAUACUUUCAAGACCCCAAUGACAAGGCUGCUGGCUUCGGAGUGUCUGGGGAGCAUGGACUAAAAACUUCGGAAGUUUAUGGUUUUGUUGGGUCCAUUACAACUAUUGUUGCUACAGUUAUUUUCUUGGUAUGGGCAUACGUUCCUGAACCUUGUUUGCACUCAAUUGGGGUCUUUUACUAUCCCAACAGGUACUGGGCAUUGGCCAUCCCAACUUAUGCUAUGGUUACAGUAGUACUAGCACUUGCAUUUUACCUUGGCCUCAACUUCUUGUCAACCCCUCCCCCAACUUCCUUGAGUACAAUUUUUGAUGAAUUCAGCAGGGAGCCUGCUGAGUCUGUUCCUUUGACUGAGGGAGAUGAUCAGCCCAUUGAACCCAUAUCUGAUAUCAGUAUUGAUAAAAUUAACAUUCUCAUGUUCAAGAAUGUACAAUGACGGAUCCACCCCUGGAUGGGUCUGCUCUGCCUCAUCAUUGCCUGCCUUCUUCCAGUUUGUAAGGAAUUAAAUGACCAUUACCCAGAAGAACAAGAGCCAUUUGCCUUUGGAAUCUAAAGCCUUGGCUUUCAUACAGGAUUUGAACAUCAGCCUGCAUCAUGCUUCUAGUCCAGGAUGAAAAGUAAGAACAGGUGAUGAAAGUUUGACAGGAUUUUGGCCAACUACUGUAUAGGCAUUCUAUGUAUGUAUGUAUGUAUGUAUGUAUGUUGCAUUGUAGAAUUGGUGAUUCCAAUAAAUCCUGAUGAAUAUGAUGGUGCUGUGAGAUGAAUCUUGGAUUAA
Messenger RNA from Hevea brasiliensis (rubber tree), 1213 nucleotides. Its product is annotated as phosphatidylinositol N-acetylglucosaminyltransferase subunit P. NCBI's taxonomy places the organism in Eukaryota, Viridiplantae, Streptophyta, Magnoliopsida, Malpighiales, Euphorbiaceae. The transcript has 6 exons. Bases 371 to 874 code for a protein of 167 amino acids. The record is from RefSeq and is a predicted model, not a curated record.